This is a messenger RNA of Ooceraea biroi (clonal raider ant), 1648 nucleotides long. RefSeq names its product GSK3-beta interaction protein. Gene Ontology annotation, molecular function: kinase regulator activity; protein kinase A binding. The record is from RefSeq and is a predicted model, not a curated record. Gene Ontology annotation, biological process: regulation of canonical Wnt signaling pathway. NCBI's taxonomy places the organism in Eukaryota, Metazoa, Arthropoda, Insecta, Hymenoptera, Formicidae. Gene Ontology annotation, cellular component: cytoplasm.
GAAUCAUGGCGUACACGGGAUGAGCACGUUUUUAACGCGUUUUGAACGAUCAUCGAAAUCAUCAUUCACGACUGUUCACGUCAUCAUCGUUCACAUCGACAUCAGCAGUUCGACCAGGAUUGCGUACACGUACCACCGACAAGCGCACAGUUUUUUGAUUAAUCGCGCGUCUCAAGCUGUGAAUUUCUAACCUAUGUACAUGUAACUACCUGUCCUUAUCAAGAGCCAGGAUUUGCGAGCUUAAUCUCGCAGGAAAACCUAGAACUGAAAUUCUAGUAGUUGCAGUCACAAGAUUAGGAAGAGUCGUGCGACCUCCUCAAUAUCCAGCGACUAAUUCCUCGGUGUAGGCAACGUCGUGGAUGCACCAAGAGAGAGAAUGAUGCGGGACGACGUGGAUCGAGUGCUGGACAAGGAGCAGUGGCGGUUGGAAGCACAGGCAGUGAUCGACGAUGUGAGGAAACACGUGCAGGAUCUGAGAGUGUCCGAGCGAUUGAUCAGUACCAACCAGGUGAUCUACCUGAACCUGACCACACUGGAGGGCCUGCGAUUCUGCGUGGAAUUGUCGGCAGCCGGCUUUACGAUCAUCGGCAACCAGCACGACGACACGUCGAACGUGGGUAACGAGCGCUUUGAGACACCUUACAGCUUGCUGGACUUUGUCAGCCCGCAAUACAGGAACUCCUUUGGCAAUUCGUUGCUGGAUAAGCUGAAGCAGCUGAGCGAUCGUCAACAAAUCUGAACAGAUGACUUGAAUAUAUAUAAAACUCGUUUCAGUGGACGUAAAGGCAAAUUAAGUAAUUAAUUAAAUUAUAUGUAAAUAUUAGUAUUAUUGAUACUAAUAGUACUCUAAUAAUAGUAAUAAUAGUACUCUGAUAUAGAAUUCAUCUACGAUUAGUCUGCGAAAGAUGUUGGAGGAAAAAGCAUUGCAAGUUAUUCUUUAUUUUAAAUAUAGAGAUAUAUUAUAAGUUAUUAUUUAUGUUGUGUAAAUAUAUAGAUAUUUUUUAAAUUAUAUAUAUGAAAAUUGGAAAAUUAAUAAAAGAAGUAAAUAAUCCUAGGAAAAUAUUGUAAUUUAUUAGGAAGAAUACGAAUACAAGUGAUCAAUAUUUCCUUUUCAAAUUAAAUGUAGAACUAUUCAAGCUAAAAAGUUCGGUUCUAUUUUCAAUUGUUCAGUCAAUUUACAUGUAUUAUAGGCAACAAUAUUGAUAACGUUUAUCGUAGACAACAAUGUCUAAUUAUAGACAAGGAUGGUGAUUAUUUGGUUAAUGAAUAAUUUCUACUAAAUACAAUAAAGUAAAAUCGCACGCAAAACUCGAACCAAACUUUGACUGACUGACCCAAUACAUAUAGAAGACGCGUUUUUCGGCUUCAGACAAAGUAAUUACUCGAAAUUCUUUCUGAUCGAUACCUCUUAAAAUCAUUAGAUGUGCAAAUUAAUAUGGCAUUUUUUUGAAGAAAUCGAGUCUUUAUUACAAAAAUAUAAUAAACAUCUGCGAAAUGUUCCAUCUCAAUUUAUCAAGUCAAUUUUCAAAAUAUUCGCGUCAUUUUCUAAUACUUUUCUCAAGGAAAGUAAAUGAAGACUCAAUUCCUUCCAAAAAAGCACCGAAUUAAUUUGUACACCUAUAACAUCAAACAAACAUUUUAUUAAAAA